AUGGAAUGUCGUCUGAAACUGAAGAAAGAUGACAGCAGUGGCGAGGUUGACAAGACACUCUACAAUAGUGUGAUAGGCAGCCUCAGAUAUCUGGUCAAUACAAGACCUGACAUUGCAGUGGCUGUAGGAGUGGCCAGCAGAUUCAUGGAGAGCCCCACUGCUGCACAUUGGGCGCUUGUCAGGCAAAUCUGCAGAUAUGUUCAAGGAACACUCUCGUUCGGCUGCAGAUACAGGAAAGGAGAAGGAGAACCUGUGUUGUUGGGCUACAGCGACAGUGACCACGCUGGUGAUCUUGGGGAUCGCAAGAGCACGUCAGGUGUCGUCUUCUUCCUGGGCAACAACACUGUAACUUGGAGUUCACAGAAGCAAAAGGUUGUGGCUCAAUCUUCUUGCGAAGCGGAAUACAUUGCUGCAGGUGCUGCGACGUGUCAGGGGGUGUGGCUCAGUCGACUACUUGGCGAUCUGAGUGGAAAAGCACCAGCCAAAUUCAAGCUUCUGGUGGACAACAAAUCAGCUAUUGCUCUGUGCAAGAAUCAUGUUCAUCACUAUCGCAGUAAGCACAUCGUCAUCAAAUAUCACUUCAUCAGGUCAUGCUAUGAGGAGGGCAAGUUGGAUAUUGAUCAUGUGCGCACACAGGAGCAGCUGGCAGAUAUUCUCACUAAGGCACUUGGCUUCGUUAGGUUCAUCGAGCUGCAUCGCUUGCUGGGUGUCGUCGAGGUGCAAGUUUAA
Messenger RNA from Lolium perenne, 729 nucleotides. RefSeq names its product secreted RxLR effector protein 161-like. Lineage: Eukaryota; Viridiplantae; Streptophyta; Magnoliopsida; Poales; Poaceae. The record is from RefSeq and is a predicted model, not a curated record.